Messenger RNA from Pectinophora gossypiella (pink bollworm), 2020 nucleotides. It is a transcript of the gene Tdh, whose product is annotated as L-threonine 3-dehydrogenase, mitochondrial. The record is from RefSeq and is a predicted model, not a curated record. Lineage: Eukaryota; Metazoa; Arthropoda; Insecta; Lepidoptera; Gelechiidae. Gene Ontology annotation, biological process: L-threonine catabolic process. Gene Ontology annotation, molecular function: L-threonine 3-dehydrogenase activity. The transcript is spliced from 4 exons. The coding region runs from base 119 to 1147 and encodes 342 amino acids.
CUGCGCGCACGCAACCUGUUUGCUUGGUUCAUAAUUUUAGAUUCUAAGCCAUUGAUUCCAGUUACCGCUUGUUCCACAUACUGAGUUAUCGUGUUAGAAUUUUACCUUUAAGUACGCUAUGUUUUUAAGAAAACUAUGCAGAGGCUCGGGGGCUCUAAAUAUAAGGACUUAUAGUGUGGGUGUGAUAGACAAAAGACCGCCAAAAAUUUUAAUCACUGGAGGACUGGGCCAACUCGGCGUCGAGUGCGCGAAGUACCUCCGGGGGAAAUACGGAAGGGAGAACGUCAUACUUUCAGACAUAAUCAAACCGACUACUGAAGUUGCCAAUGACGGCCCCUACAUAUUCGCCGACAUUCUAGACUUUAAAGGACUGCAGAAGAUCGUCGUAGACCAUAGAGUCGACUGGUUGAUACAUUUUUCCGCCCUACUCAGCGCUAUUGGAGAACAAAAUGUGCCUUUAGCCGUAAGAGUGAACAUAGAAGGAAUGCAUAACGUCAUUGAGCUAGCAAAGCAGUAUAGACUGAGGAUCUUUGUUCCUAGUACUAUUGGAGCAUUCGGUCCCGACUCUCCGCGAAACCCUACACCUAAUAUAACUGUGCAAAGACCUAGAACAAUCUAUGGCGUGUCUAAAGUGCAUGCAGAGCUGCUAGGAGAGUAUUAUCACUACAGAUUUGGACUGGACUUCCGUUGCUUGAGGUUCCCUGGGGUCAUCUCCAGUGAUCCGCCCGGUGGAGGCACUACGGACUACGCCAUAGCAAUCUUCCACGACGUGUUGCGGAAGGGCCGCUAUCAAUGCUACCUCAAGCCUGACACCAGACUCCCCAUGAUGCACGUCAGGGACGCCCUGCGAGCCCUCUCAGAGUUCCUUGAAGUUCCUAAUGAGAAACUCAACAGACGGGUCUACAAUGUGACCUCUAUGAGCUUCACCCCUGAAGAGUUGGCAGAGAAGAUCAACCAGCAUCUAAAGGAGUUCCAGAUCACGUAUCAGCCCGACAGCAGGCAGGAUAUUGCGGAUUCAUGGCCACAAGUGUUCGAUGACAGCGAGGCGCGACGAGACUGGCAGUGGAACCCAGAAGUGGACCUCGACAACCUGGUGUCUCUCAUGAUAAAGGAGGUCAAGGAGAAGAUAGCCGCUAACGGCUACUGAUUUGGUACCUAAUACUUUAGCGAAAGUAUUGAGUGCGUUUCCACUGGAGCGGAGCAGAGCGUAGACGAACGGAUCGAGCAAUCACAGCGUGCGAGAGAGCAACAGAGAGAGAACACGGUCGCUCUAUCCCUUGCGGUGAUUGGUCGAUUCCUGCACAUCUCCGUUCCGCUCAGUGGAAACACACCAUUGAGAACCUGUUUCAUCCGUAGUACUGCUAGCUGCGCUGUUGUGUGUGCUACUGCUAUUAUAACUGGUGAAACAGGCUCGUAACAUUUGCUACAACUCAGAAGGACUAUUCUUAUAGUAUUUUAUAAUUUGAUACGAAAUAUGAGUACUAGGAUUUCAAUAGUUCAUUUGUUUAUAUCAAUCUAAUCGAAAAUAACUAGAGUUCCUAAGUUCGCUUAGUAAAAACGUUUCAAGAACGCAAACUUACGUAUUUUUGAGGAUAAGAUCAUUAUUUACUAUUAUUUCGUGAGAUUGACACCUCGUACAUACUUAAGUACACAAAUGUCCCUUAUACAAACCUUCUGAGUUGCAUUGCAACAUUCCGUCCUCGCAAGAUCUGCCAUUGAAAAUUAGUUUUAAUUGUAUAACAAAAAAGGAAUAGGUAAUAUUAAUAAUAAAGGUGCUACUUACAUAUCUAUGACCACUUAAUAGAGAGUGUGGAAAUUUUAAAAAUUUUUUCUUGUACUUAAUACGAAAGAUUGAUUUAAAAAAAUAAUGAAGAAUAGACGCAGACUUUAAGACAAUAUUUUUAAAGUUUGUAAUUGUAAAUCAUUAAAGGUACACUCUAUUGAGUAGUCGACUUGUUCUAUGUUUUCUAUAAAAUAAAUGUAAGGAAAAAUAAUAAAAAAUAAAGUUUUAUUGACUCAA